ACGAGUCCCUCCGGGAGGGGAGCCUUGCGCCCAGCGGCCUGCGCCGCCGGAGUAAGGAUGGGGCCGGGUCGGUGGAGAGCCGGUACUCCAGGCAGGAGGGGAAGCGGCGCCCGGCCCCACGGGUCAUGGGGUGGCCCCACGCCGCCCUCUAAGACGCUCCACCGGGUGUGCUCGGGCCUCUGGGCGGCCGGGUGCAGCCUCGGCGGUUUGAUGCGGGGCAGUUCCCGAGCGCGCUGGGUUCCGUGGGCCGGGGACGGUCUCUUCUGGGAGCAGGAGCCGUAGGAGCCGGGGCGCCUGGGCAGGCUUGUCCUAGCGCAGGAUGUCAGAACUGUGUAGGGCGCACUCGGUCCUCCAGGCCGAGAACUGGCAUGGAAAUGGCCAUCCAGAGGGUCAGGUGCAGGAAAACACUUAGCGCAUGAGGACGACCCGCGCCAGAGGGCCCUGGAAAGCGGGUGACACUGGACAGCUCAGGAGGCUCGUGCCCUUGAUUCCUUCUAACCCCGGGCCAGGCUGUCACCGGAUUUAAAGGGUCAGGAUGGGAGAGAAGUGGCUGCUCUGUGCACGUGUUUACAAGCAUUGAUGCCAUUUGAUAGGAAAUUUAAAAAUGGACCUUCAGAAAUACUAGGUUUACAAUGAGAGGCGUCACAUUUCAAUGUUUAUUCUACGGAUCCUUGAUAUUUGGGAUCUGGACAGCUCUAUUGUAUGUAUAUAUUCACCAUAAUCAUGUAAGCAACUUGGAGAAGAAAAACCAGGGGCCUGCAUUAAUUUGGUCCCAUGAAAAAAAAUUGCAACAGCAAAUUCCCCGGGACCCCAAGCAAAUACCGAGACUGCGUGUAAGAUUUGAAAUGCCUGACAAAUAUGAAACUACAGAAUACAAAACCUUUUUAAGAUCAGGUGUCUUCAAAAACAUUACCCAGCCAACCUACCUACUGCCAGCGUGGUCAUUUGCUUCUACAAUGAGGAAUUUAACGCCUUGUUUCGGACCAUGUCCAGUGUCAUAAACCUCACUCCACAGUACCUCCUUGAAGAAAUUGUUUUGGUAGAUGACAUGAGCGACUUUGAUGAUUUGAAAGAGAAACUAGACCAUCGCCUGGAAAUUUUUCGGGGAAAGAUUAAAUUAAUAAGAAACAAGCAGAGAGAGGGACUGAUCCGAUCGAGGCUGAUUGGAGCCGCUCGUGCUUCAGGGGAUGUGCUGGUGUUCCUGGAUAGCCACUGCGAGGUGAAUCGUGUGUGGUUGCAGCCUUUGCUGCAUGCCAUUGCCAAGGACCCCAGAAUGGUGGUGUGUCCUCUGAUAGAUCCCAUCGACCACGAGACCCUAGAGUACAGGCCAUCUCCGGCAGUAAGGGGUGCUUUCAACUGGCAUCUAGAGUUUAAAUGGGAUAACGUUUUCUCUUAUGAGAUGGAUGGACCAGAAGGACCCACUAGACCCAUCCGGUCGCCUGCAACGGCUGGAGGAGUUUUUGCUAUAAACAGGCAUUAUUUUAACGAGAUUGGACAGUACGACAGGGACAUGAAACUCUCGGGAGCAGAAAAUUUGGAACUUUCACUAAGGAUCUGGGUGUGUGGAGGCCAACUUUUCAUACUCCCCUGCUCGAGAGUGGGACUCAUCAAUAAGCCGCGCUUUCCAGGUCGACCUGGUUUUAUGAAAUCCGUGACCUAUAACAAUCUCAGAUUGGUGCACGUUUGGCUGGACCAAUACAAGGAGCAGUUUUUUUUACGACAACCUGGUCUGAAAUCUGUUGCCUAUGGAAACAUCAGCGAGCGCGUUGAACUGAGGAAACGGUUGGGUUGCAAACCAUUUCAGUGGUAUUUGGAUAAUGUCUUCCCAGAACUGGAGACAUCUAAGGACAGCCAAAGAAAAGGAAACAAAUCCUUUUCAUUAAUGAAGGACUAAAAACCUCUGAGGUCUUCAACACAGCAAAGAACACAGUUCCAGACCUGACGCGAGUUUGGAACAACAUGAAAUUAAGUGACGUGCAGUAAGAAAUACAACCAGAGUGCCUUUCUGUC
This is a messenger RNA of Mustela lutreola (European mink), 2010 nucleotides long. RefSeq names its product polypeptide N-acetylgalactosaminyltransferase like 5 (gene GALNTL5). The transcript is spliced from 8 exons. Lineage: Eukaryota; Metazoa; Chordata; Mammalia; Carnivora; Mustelidae. The record is from RefSeq and is a predicted model, not a curated record. Gene Ontology annotation, biological process: spermatid development. Bases 986 to 1894 code for a protein of 302 amino acids. Gene Ontology annotation, cellular component: Golgi apparatus.